CUUACUUUAGGCGGAGAACUGUGGGAGUGUGCGUUUUUCUCCCUUUUUGUGCCCCGGUGGAUGAGUUCGUCCUGAGAAACGGUGUCUUUUCGAGGGGCGCCCAGCUUUGACAGUCCGAGGGAAGGGCUGUAGGCAGAAUGGCGGGGAGGAAAGGCGAAGUCGUUCCCGGAGGGAGCGCGCGUGUGGAGAGUCCCGGUGGGAAGAGGACAGCUUUAGGGGAGGGUCGCGGAGCGAGACGGGAGGACCCACGUGGGCCUCCCUGGGACUCGAGGCGUCCAUUGAAGCGGGCGGGGUCUUGGGCUUUGGGGCCGUCGCCUCGGAAAAAACCCGUCCCCGGCGGAGCUCACGCCUGCUGCCUAGUAUAACGGGUUUGGGGCGGAGGCGGCCAGCUGCAGCUCGGGUCUGCCUGCCGGGGCUGCCGGAAUCCCGCAGGCAGCGUGUGUCCUAGACGAGGGCGGGGGUUUGACCCCAACGCCGGGCGCGGGAAGGAUGCUCUGGUCCAGCGGCGCCGGCAGACUUCGCUUUUCAGUUGUUUUUAAGAGAAAUCAAUAGAAAUAACCCAUUUUGAGGAAGCCAUGGCAAAAUCAAAUUCAAAACACAGAGUUUGUUCUCGGGAGUCUUCGGUGUCUUCUCUGUUAGCAAGCUGCAGCCUAAGUGGUAGUAAUUCCUCUAACUCUGAUGGCUCUUACCAAUAUAAGGAUAAACUGUACAGUUCUGCAUCUCAGGCUCUACAGGCCUACAUUGAUGAUUUUGAUCUAAGUCAAAUGUAUCCUGAUGCAAGCAUGGGAAAGAUUAACAUUGAUAAUUGUUCUGCUGAUACACCAGAAUUCUCCAACUCUAUUUAUAAACCAAACAAUGCUUUUGAAAAUCCUGGUCACAAAAAACACUACUUGUUCUAUAGAAAACAGACUAUUAAUGACAUAGACUCCAUUAGUCUAACAACUGAUGAUUUAUUAAAACUUCCAGCAGAUGGAUCAUUUUCUUUCAGUUGUGUUGGACCAGGUCACAGAUUUAGCAAGAAAAAUAAGAAAUGCAUUGGAAGACUGAGUUCAUCGGACACUGAAAAAGAUCAAAAUUUUCAACGACCCUUCACUGUCAUGGUCAAGGAUAACAUAGUUACUCCUGCUGUACAUACAAGUAAAAAUGGAAAACAGUGUGGUAGACUAAAAAACCCAAAGCUUGUGAAUAAGACUAAUAAUAAAUGUGUUUCUAAGCCAUCUUUAUCUUUUCCCAAGAAAUCAUCUUUCAAGGACAGUUCAGAACACAGUCUUGAACAGAAUUACCCAAGAUGGCUCACUAGCCAGAAGUCCGAUCUUAAUGUUUCAGGGAUAACUAGUAUACCUGAUUUCAAAUACCCAGUUUGGCUGCACAAUCAAGACUUGCUACCUGAUACAAAUAGUCAAAGGAUUUACAAAAUAUUUAAAGAAGAUCAGUGUUCCCCUAGACAUAGUUACCAGGCACAAAGAACUUCUCAACUUAUGAAUAAACUUGACUGUUUUGAAUAUUCUUUCGAACCCUCACGCAUGUCAAAAUCCUUGAGUGAUGAUAAAGGAGUAGUUAAUGAAUAUAAAUGUGAUUCUGAACAUAGCCAGAGUCAGUGUAAGAAUCUGCUUCUCCCAGGACAGUCCAAAAAGCCAUUCAGUGGUGACAAAAUUGAAUUGCUUAUUCUGAAGGCCAAAAGAAAUCUAGAGCAAUGUACUGAAGAACUACCGAAGUCUAUGAAAAAGGAUGACAGUCCUUGUUCAUUAGAUAAACUUGAAGCAGAAAGAUCAUGGGAAAAUAUUCCUGUUACUUUCAAAUCUCCUGUUCCUGUUAACUCUGAUGAUAAUCCUCAGCAAAUUUCAAAGGCAAAGUGUGCUAAAGGGUUCCUUGAAGACUUUUUACAUAAUGAUAGUCAGAGCUGUACCCUUUCUGGAGGGAAACAUCAUGGUCCUGUUGAAGCCCUGAAACAAAUGUUAUUUAACCUUCAAGCAGUGCAAGAAAGUUUUAAUCAGAAUAAAACCACAGAGCCAAAAGAAGAAAUUACACAAGUUGCAGAGGACAAUUUCUCUAAGUUACAAUUGAAGGAAAGUAUGGUUCCUAUUACUAGGUCACUUCAAAAGGCUUUGCACCAUUUAUCUCGCCUGAGAGACCUUGUUGAUGAUACCAGUGGGAAACAAGUCACCGAAAAUGUGAAGAGGAAAAUAAAAUGGUCUAACCAAUAAAUAGUCACCACAGAACAAAAAUAUAUAUUUUUCUAUUGCUUAAACUGACAAAGGAAAUAUAAGCCAUACAUUAUCCUGUUAUUGGUUUCAGUAUAAUAUUUAAAAAACCAAACUUGAAAAUAUCCAUAGGUUUUUGUGAUCUAUUCUCAUUUUGUGCCAAAAUACCAGAAUGUGAUCUGCAAGGAUUCACACUAUGUCCUACAGUCUGAUUUUGGUCUUCAGGACAGCAACUGUCUAAAAUUCAAAGAAGGGUGAUUUCUGAUCUGGAAGUUUACAUGGACUUAACCUUCAGCAUCCUCAUGAUUUUAUCAUCUGGCUCUGGAUCAUUAAGAAACUCUUCCUGGUUUCUACCCAAAAUCUCUAAAGUUCAAUAAACUUUUAAUACAGUUAGCAUCCAUAUUUAAGGAGCUUAAAGGAAUAUCAAAAUUGUUAUGGUAUAUCUUAGCCAUAUGGAAAUGUUACUUUUACAUUCCAUAAAUCAAAUAUUUAAGGUAUGUUGUAUUUACAAGUAACAUUAGUUUUAUAAUGGGAUGAUACAGUGCUAACAGGAAUGUUAUUUUAUAUUGUGAAAUCCAAGAGACUAUCAUUUAAUGCUUUGAUUUUGAUUCUGUAUAAUAUAAUCUCGAUAAUACUUGACAGUUUACAGAACAUUUUUGGGGGUGAUAUUUGAAAAUUUAGUAUUUUAGCAUUAGAUUAUUUCCAAGAUUUUAGUUUUGAGCUUAGGUCAAACUCUAGUAAAAACUAUGAAAUCAGUAAAAUUUGAUGAAUUCUGAUAACAGCUUGAAAAAAAAAUAUGGAAAAUCAGCAACUUUGUAUUUUAAAGCUGUUUCAUAAGAGCUGAACUUUUUAAAAAGCAGUCUGUAGUCUUAAAUAUUUGUCUCUAUCAAGUUCUAAUAAACAGGAAACAUCUUUACCAAUAAAAUUAAGAAUUAUGGCAUAAAGCAUGACUACUGAAGCAUAUUAAAAGUCUUGAAAUUAAAGAAUAUCUGUGUAUAUAUACAAAUACUAGAAAUACUAUACCCAAGUGACAGCAUCUUUGUUAAGUAGCUUUACUGUCAAAUAGGAAUUUCUAAGUACAUUGGGUCAAAUAAUUUCCCCCAAAUCUACGUAAGAACUUUGUUAUAGAACUUACAUGUUAGAAACUGUAAAGUGAACCCUUUUUUUUCCCUUGGCCAGUGAGUCAGAGUAACCAUACUAUUUUUUUUGCCCAGUUUGAGAGUCACUUGCCAAUAAGUUUGUUUUAUUUACUCUGUGGACAUAUUUCUGCCAUUGGCACUCUGCUUUCUGAAUAUGGUCUUGUGCUUCACAGCAAAUAGUAUGCAUGCAGCCAAACAAGGCAUUAAUUUGAUGAUUAAAGAAUGGUUGGCUAUUAGAAAAAUGCUGAUUUUAAUUGGAUGAACAUAAGGUGGAUCUGGGUUGAUCAUGUUCCAGGCUUAGUCGAAUCCACUUCUGGAAAAUUCUAAAGAAGGCAGAGAAGAUAAAGACAUCAGAUAAUAAACUUCUAAUUGCAUAUUAGAGGUUGAUAAGAUAGAAUAGUGUGCCUGCAAAAGCAUCUCCCAGGGGUUUAUGCUGUAAUAAUUCUGAAUAGCACUGAUUUGGGAAGUGCUUCCAUUUGCAAGAAUGUAUCUCCAAUACUGAGUAAGUUAAGAUUGUCCUAAAAUUUUAUGUUGUAACUAUUUUUAAGAAAUUUAAUUAUACUUACCAAAAUAGUAUUUUUCCUUUUGUGUUAAAAAUAUGGAAGUUUUUUUUACCUAAGAAGGAAGUUAAAUAAAAAUGACUAAUUCCAACCAUUUUAAAAAGGAAAUAUAUGAGAGUCACACUCAGAAAAAUAGCUAAAUGAUAAAUAUUCAAGAAAUUCUCUGGAGAAUUGAUUUAAUUAAUUACAUGUUACAUAUUUCAGGCUUUUUAAUUUUGAGAUUUCCAGUUGGGAAAAGGGAGACAAUAGUAUUGAGACUGCUGACUUGAGAAUUUAAAGCAGAUAAUGAGAACAAUUAGAUUUUUAAAAUUACAUUGUGAAUAUAAAAUUUGAUCACUUUUCCUCUUUUUAGAUAUAUUGAAAAAUGUUCAGUAGAAAAAAUUGUGAAAAUUUUAAUAAAACAUUUCAAAGUUUUAAUUGAAUAUGAAAAAAAUGUAAAAAAUCUAAAUCCAAAAAUUAUUUGAGAUCAAAGGAUAAAGGUAUGAUGAAUAUGUGAAGACAAAACUCAACUGUAUUUUCUUAUCAAUAAGAACUCAGAUUUUUCUGUGGCAAUUAAUUUCAGCUUCAUAGGAUUUCUAAGCAAAUUGAGAAACUGUUUUCUUGGGUUUGUUUUGGUUAUGUCUCUAGUUACUUUUGUUUUUUGUUGAAGUUCAUAAAUGUGGAUUUUUUUGGGUAUUAUUUUAUACUUAAUAUUUAAGAUAAUGUCUUGUUAAAUUAUACAUAGCUAUAAAAUGUUUCCUGAAGAUAAAUCAUGACAGUAUUUCUUGUUUCCCCCUAUGUUUUGAACACACAAAAUCACUCAUAAUUUGAAUUUAAAUUUUUCCUGUCCUACCUUUCACUAUGUCUAAGAACCCUAUUUGGAACUUGGAAAAAGUCAAGUGGCAUGAAAAGAGAUAAAAGAAAAGGCCAAUAAAACUGGUAAUUUCUGAACAACUGGUUUCUUCAAAUAUAAAAGACUUUGUAUUGUUGUAUUCUGUGUAUCAUUUGGAUGUUUCAUACUUGGUUAUAUGUUGUUUUGGAUUGUAGUGCUCUAUGUGUAAUGAUAAAAUGUGAACAUAAUAUAUAACAGGUGAUAUUAGAUAUUUCCUAUUAUAUUUGAAAUUAUUCCUUUCCUACUUCCCUGCUUCCUUUAUUUCCUUUGUUAUAUUCAUCUGUGGCUAACAGCCACAAAUGUCUGUUUUGAACAAAAAAUAAUUUUAGCUUUUUACCCUCCUGGUUUAUUCUACAUUGUCUUUACUGUAGACCAGACCCAUCUAUGUGACAGCUUUCUCCCAAUGCUACAAUUUUUAUACAAAUUUAUACAAAAAAUACUACAACUUCUAGCCAUCCUUCAUUACCUUACCUGAGACUAGUCAAUUUGCCUCCUGAUGGCCUAUUACAACCCGAAACGUUCCUCCCUUACACUGAAGACAGGCUGUCUGGUCUCUGCAAGACAGUUCCACACCCGCCGCCUUAACCAUACUGAUCUGUUUUAGCAAACUGAGUUAGCUAAAUUGCUCUACUCAGAUUCUCCCUAAAAUCUACGUAUAUUCUCAUCUUUGUGCGUUGUAUUUUCCAUACUUGAAACACAGAGUUUUCUUUCAUUCUGGUUGUCUAAAGCUUACUCUGCCAUGUCUUUAAAGCUUUUGUCUUUCCCUUUCCAAACUUUCUAACCUUCUUGCAAACUCUAGUAAGUUGGUUUUCCUUUUUCCUUCCCCCGUCACUCUUUAAGCUAUUAUAUUUUUUGUUUAUAUUUAGCUACUAUAUUUUGGACAGUGCCUCUUUUUUCCCAUUGUAUUCCUAGGGGAGAAAAUGUCUCAAAAAAUGUUAGAUGAUUGAUUUUUGUUUUAUGUCCUUGAUGAUACUGCCUCUUAUAUUGUGUAAAUAAAGAACAUGUAAAUUUAUAGAGUGUUGAUUGAUAAUUCUAAGAGUAGUUCCCUGUAUAAGGUGAGCUCAAAAUAGGAGAGACCACAUCUUUUAUUUAUGCAAUGUUCUAUAAAUCCUUUUUAAAAUGAAGUAAAUUAAACCUGUUUUGGAAGUCA
Messenger RNA from Manis javanica (Malayan pangolin), 5921 nucleotides. RefSeq names its product chromosome 9 C18orf54 homolog (gene C9H18orf54). The record is from RefSeq and is a predicted model, not a curated record. Lineage: Eukaryota; Metazoa; Chordata; Mammalia; Pholidota; Manidae.